AGGAGCACUGCACGGCGGCUGACGGCGGCCACCGGUCGGAGAGCGCGUCCUCGGACAGCGGCGACGGCUUCUUCGCGGCCGGCGGCCCCCCGCUGUCGCAGGCCGCCGAGCAGACGGCGAGCGCCCCUGGCGCCGGCGGCGGGGGCAGCUGCCUGAGCUACGGGUGCGUAGACUUCGACGCCACGCACGCGUGCCAGUGCAACGAGGGCUGCAGGGAGCACGGCUCGUGCUGCCCCGACUACGGCGAGGCGUGCACCGCCGGCGGAGGCGCCGCUGGCGGAGGCGCCGCCGGCGGAGGCGCCGCCGGCGGAGGCGCCGCCGGCGGAGGAGAGGGCCGCCGCCGGCAGCGCCGCCGGCGCCGGCGGCGGCGUUGUCCCCGCAGGAGAUGACCUGCCGUGGGAGUGCUGGAACUACCUGGAGGGGCAGGACGGGGAGUGGUGCAAGCGAGCAGGCACCCAGGAGGGCUUCACCUACGGGUUCUUCGACCAGCCCCCGGAGGGCCCGUGCGGCAGCUGCUGGUGCUGCCGUCGCCCUGCGCCGCUGGUGCAGGCGGCCCCGCCGCCGCCGAGCGGCCUGGCGCCCGACGGCCUGGCCUUCCGCUGAGCCGGGGGCGCGGCCCUCGGCCCGUCGGCGCGCUGCCGCGCCCCGCUGAGCGGCCGGCCCUGCGCCGAGCGGCCGCGGGCGGCCCCUGUGGCAUCCUCCCUCCUCCAUCCAUCCUCGAUCCUCUCUCCCCCGACCACCUGCGCUGCAGCUCAAUUCGCUCCCUGGCGCGGUGCGAAAGAUUGCCGCGCCGGGUCCCCCCUGGCCCCACUCAGACGCAACUCGGGGCCGAUCUCCUACUCGAAUCGCUGCCCCUCACUCAUCGCGCAACUGCCCGCGCAACUGCCCCCACCGCCGUAGGCGGCGGGGGCGCGGAGGACCCCCCCCUUCCGCGCGCGAAUUGGCGGCGCCCCGCCGUGUGUUAUGCCAAUCGGUUGUCGCUCUGCUCGCGCGGGCUGCGGGGCGGUCUGGCCGUGCGGGCGCUGCCGCGGGGCACGCCGUCCCCCGCCGCCCGCUGCGGACACGUCAUUACAACAACAGUGUGCGCAAUUCAGUUGCAGGUGGCAACGACGGGGUCUUAGCGUAGGGCUGGCGUAGACAUUGAAUGAUAUACCAGCCUGCUUCACCAGAAUGGGACUGACUGUGGACGGAUUGCGCCUGGAAUGCAGGCGGGUUGCGUAGGCGGGUAGUAGUGCAGGUGGGCUGCAAACUGCAGGCGGUUUGGCCAGCCCCGUUUUGUAGUGAGACCUUUGAACAUCAUUCAAGACACAUUUGAGCAUGUGCACCGCCUUCCAUCCAUGUAAUUGCUGCAAGCUUUCAAGGUCCGAUUGUAGUUUGUCCAAUGUCGUGGGACUCUAGUUCUAGAGUGUUCACUCGUUUGUGCUUGCAAGAACUUGUAGUCUGCAGACCAGCUCCUGCUGCAAAGACAUGUGUAUUACGCGGUUGGCGGCGGUGAGAA
Messenger RNA from Prorocentrum cordatum, 1498 nucleotides. Lineage: Eukaryota; Dinophyceae; Prorocentrales; Prorocentraceae. The record is from the annotation of a GenBank genome assembly.